UGUUAAAUGUUAUUUUUACAUCCCGGGGUGUUGUAACUGUAAAGGUAAAAUAAACCUUUAAAAUACGGUACGUUUUGUGUAGAGUAAUCCGUUUUUCUGACAAGGUUUGGAGAUGACCUCUGUGGCCUCCACAACAGCAGAAGGCGCUGCUUUUAUUACUUGUGAGUGGUUCUUUGACAGUGAGUCAGCUGGUACGGAACCGGAAGUAGCGUGCAUUUUCACAGUUAGCCGGAGAAUCAGUCAGCCAAAAAUGUUGCGAAUAACAAUUCGGGCUGAAUUAAGUACUCUUUGGGUCUUGUUUUGGAUCACAUAUUCUCAGUUUUCGGUCGUGUCCUCUGAUGAGAUCGUGGUUGCAUGUGGGGGGUUUGUGAUGUCCGACGUUGAAAUCAAUUACUCAUUGAUUGAGAUUAAACUCUACACCAAACAAGGCUCCUUGAAAUACCACACUGACUGUGCUCCAAAUAAUGGCUACUUUACGAUUCCUCUUUAUGACAAGGGCGAUUUUAUUUUGAAGAUUGAACCUCCUCUUGGGUGGAGCUUUGAGCCCACCAGUGUAGAUCUCCAUGUGGAUGGCGUCACUGACAUUUGUAAAAAAGAAGAGGACAUUAACUUUGUUUUCACCGGCUUUUCAAUAUCGGGAAUGGUUUUGAGUAAAGGGCAUCUCCUUGGACCAACUGGAGUAGAAGUUAAAUUGAGCAGAGCCGGAACAGACGAGAAACUACAGACUGUCAUUACCCAGCCUGGAGGAGCGUAUACAUUUCACAAAGUGCUCCCUGGAACAUAUGACAUCGUUGCUUCCCAUCCUUCCUGGAUUCUGGAGAAGAGUACCACAACGGUGCACAUUUCCACUGGCAAUGCGCCGGCCGCUGACCAUCUGGUGGUCGGAGGCUACGAUGUCUCGGGUGAAGUCCGCAGUGACGGGGAGCCCAUGAAUGAGGUCACCUUCCUGCUUUACUCGGCCAUCGUCAAAAGAGAGAAUGUGAAAGGUUGCAACUUUUCUCCUGUGGAGGGUGCAGACUCUGGGGACAGUUCCCUCAUCUACCUGUGUAGUGCCCUCUCCGGGGAGGAUGGCACCUUUACCUUCCCCUCACUAUCUAGUGGGGAGUACACUGUGGUGCCCUUUUACAGAGGAGAAAGGAUCACUUUUGAUGUUGCGCCUUCCCGAAUGAAUUUCAAGGUGGAGCACAAUAGUUUGACGCUAGAGCCCAUCUUUCGUGUCAUGGGUUUCUCUGUGACCGGUCGGGUCCUAAAUAGUGUUGAUGGGGAAGGCGUAGUUAAUGCCGCGGUCUCUAUCAACAAUCAGAUUAAAGUUGUCAGCAAAGAGGAUGGCUCUUACAGGCUGGAGAACAUGACAGCUGGUACUUACACCAUCCGUGUCCAGAAGGAUCUCAUGUUUUUUGAGCCAGUAACUGUGAAAAUUGCCCCCAACACUCCACAACUUCCUGACAUCAUCACUGCAGGGUUCAGCGUUUGUGGUCUGAUCUCUAUCAGCCGUCUGCCCGAGGGCAUGAAGCAAGGUCGCUACAAGGUCACCUUGAGACACCAGGGCCAAGAUAAGAGCUCAGGCCGGAUCACUGACUCCGACACCCAGGGAGCCUUCUGCUUUCAGGCGAAACCUGGAGACUACAGUGUCCAUGUGUCUCUCCCUGAGGUUGAUGUGAAAGCGGGCCUGGCUCUGCAGCCUCAGGCCCUGGAGUUCUCAGUUGUAGACCAGCCACUCACAGAUCUUCUGUUUACCCAGUUCAUGGCCUCUGUCUCUGGAAAAGUCUACUGUUUGGCAUCUUGUGAUGACCUGUCAGUCACACUCCAACCAGUAAGCCGUCAAGGAGAGAGAAGGACGAUGCCUUUGACAGGCAGUAGUGAUAUCCUCAGUUUCUCCUUUGACAAUGUUCUACCUGGGAAAUAUAAAGUAAGCAUCUCUCAUGAGGAAUGGUGUUGGAAACAUAAGUCCAUGGAAGUCGAGGUUGAGGACGCUGACAUCUUGGGGGUCGAGUUCCGGCAGAUUGGCUACAUCCUACGCUGUUCCCUCUCCCAUGCCAUCACUUUGGAGUUCUUUCAGGAUGGCAGCAAACCUGAGAAUGUGGGCAUCUACAAUCUCUCCAAGGGAGUCAACCGUUUUUGCCUCUCCAAACCUGGCAUGUACCAAGUCACCCCUCGCUCCUGCCACCAGUUCGAGCAGGAUUUUUACAUUUAUGAUACUUCAGCACCCAGCAUACUGACUCUUACUGCAGUACGCCAUCACAUGAUGGGGCUUAUCACCACUGACAAGAUCUUAGAUGUCACAGUCACCAUCAGAUCAUCUAUUGAGAGUGAGCCAGCGCUGGUUCUUGGCCCCUUGCGAAGUCUGGAGGAGCAGCGGCAGGAGCAGCAGCUGCAGGAGAUACAGUUGCGACGCCAAGAACGAGAACGGCGUGCUGCUGAAGAAGAAGGGGCGGCCAAGGAUGAUAGUCCUCCGAUCCAAGAAAAGGCUGACGAGCUAACAGGGCCCUUCCACUAUGAGUUCUCCUACUGGGCCAGGGCUGGAGAGAAAAUUACAGUGACUCCCUCCUCCAAGGAGCUGCUCUUCUACCCCCCUGAAGUGGAGGCCACGAUCACAGGAGAGUCAUGUCCUGGUCGCAUGGUGGACAUCAUGGGUCGUGCAGGGCUCUUCCUGGAGGGCAAAGUGUCACCGGAGCUCCAAGGUGUCGAGGUGUCCAUUAGCGAAAGGGGAGCUGCUACACCACUCAUCACUGUGGCCACCAAUGAGAAUGGUGCAUACAGUGUGGGUCCACUUCACAGUGACAGGCAGUAUGACAUCAGUGCAAGUAAAGAGGGUUUUGUCCUGAGUCACAUGGAAGGAACCCAGGGAGAUUUCAAGGCUUUUGCUCUGGCUGGAAUCACCUUCAAGAUAAAAUCUGAGGACGGUCAUCCGUUGUCGGGAGUCCUUCUGUCUCUAAGUGGCGGACAAUUUCGUUCCAACCUGUUGACUCAGGACACCGGCCUCCUCACAUUCAAUAACCUGAGUCCAGGUGGGUACUAUUUCAAGCCCAUGAUGAAAGAAUUCCGCUUUGAGCCAGCAUCCCAGAUGAUUACAGUGGAAGAGGGUCAAAUCCUCAGUAUCGAUAUAACUGGAAUAAAGACCGCGUAUAGUUGUUACGGAGCAGUGCAGUCUUUGAGUGGUGAUGCGGAGAGAGACGUUGCCGUGGAAGCGGUGGGUCAAGGAGACUGUAGCAUCUACAGUGAGGACACUGUCACUGAUGAGGAAGGUCGCUUCAGACUUCGAGGUCUGCUGCCAGGUUGCAAGUACCUGAUUCAACUGCGAGCUGAAGGCAACGACCACAUAGAGAGAGCCUUACCCCAACAAAGAGCCAUUGAGGUCGGCAGCAGUGACGUUGAGGGAGUCAACAUCAUCGCUUUCCGACAAAUCAAUCAGUUUGACCUUAGCGGGAAUGUCAUUACAUCCCCAGAACAUCUCACAACUUUAUCGGUAAAGCUAUACAGGAGUGACAAUUUGGACAACCCCCUCCACAGUGUUUCACUGGGCCAGUCCCUCUUCUUCCACUUCCCCCCACUGGACCGGGAUGGAGAGGGCUACAUUCUGAUGCUGUACUCCACACUGUCCCGCACGCAGUAUGACUUCACUCUACCUCAGGUCUCCUUCACUUCCACCGGAUACCACAAGCACGUCACCCUCCCCUUCAACCCAACUCGCAAAGUGCCAGACCAAGACGUUGCCCAGGGCUCCUACAUUGCUCUACCCCUCACUUUGCUACUUCUAUUAGCAGCAUACAACCAUGAAAAGGUCAUUCCCUUCCUCCAACAGAUGAUGAAUCGUAUUCAAGGUGUAAGGAGCAUGGCCCAGGCCACCGGCGAGAGUGCUGUCUUGGAUGAAGCCAAACGUCAGGCCAAGAGGCAAAAAGCCCGACGGACAUGAGACAGAACUCACUUUCCCAGCACAUUUUUACAGUCUGCUAACCAUCAUGGCCACGAUUCAUCAAGUCAGUUUGGGUGCACAAAAUCUUCAGCGUUGCUCAAUUGCAAGUUUAAGGCAAUGCAUUCAACUCUUCAAUAGGUUAGUAGACUAUCUAGUUCAAUGUGUUUUAUUUAAAAGAAGCCCCCCC
This is a messenger RNA of Hippocampus zosterae (dwarf seahorse), 4100 nucleotides long. It is a transcript of the gene nomo, whose product is annotated as nodal modulator. The record is from RefSeq and is a predicted model, not a curated record. Gene Ontology annotation, cellular component: endoplasmic reticulum membrane. NCBI's taxonomy places the organism in Eukaryota, Metazoa, Chordata, Actinopteri, Syngnathiformes, Syngnathidae. The transcript has 31 exons. Gene Ontology annotation, molecular function: carbohydrate binding. Bases 113 to 3913 code for a protein of 1266 amino acids.